GGGAAUACUGCCCUCCACUGGGCAGCAGCGCGCGACUACUGCGACAUCGUGGAGUUCCUGGUGAAGAGCAGCGCAAGUCUGAGCAUCAAGAACAACAGCGGUUCCACUCCUCUGCAUUCCGCAGCAGCCAACGGAAGCACCAGGGCGCUGAAGAUUCUACUGCAGUCUGGGGUGGACCUCAGCGUACAGGACGAAGAUGGUCUGACAGCGCUGGACAUAGCCAGCAAGCGCAUCUCGAAC
Molecule: messenger RNA, 240 nt
Organism: Guillardia theta CCMP2712
Lineage: Eukaryota; Cryptophyceae; Pyrenomonadales; Geminigeraceae
Exons: 1
Molecular function (GO): protein binding
Source: RefSeq, a predicted model, not a curated record